AUGUCAGAUGAUGAAGCUCAUGAACACACUCCUCUUCAAAACAAUCCUUUUCUUCCAUCACCCUUAGAGAACCCAAAUAAUCCUUUCUAUAUACACCACAGUGACAACUCCCACACUGUAGUCAUUUCUCCACCCCUUUCAGGUCCUAAUUACUUGUCAUGGAAGAGAUCAUUCACUCUUACAAUCUCAAUCAAAAAUAAACUUGAGUUUCUUGAUGGCAAAAUUCCAACUCCAGCACAUGAUGACCCUUUAUACAUCCCAUGGAUGCGCUGCAACAACAUCAUCCUAUCUUGGAUUCUCAACUCUAUCACCAAGGAAAUUGCCUCCAAUAUAUUCUAUAUAAGUUCAGCAAAAACUGUAUGGGAUAAACUCAACACUCGGUUUUCUCAACCUGAUUCAGUGAGAAUUUACCAACUCCAGCAACAACUAGGCACUCUUGUGCAAGGUACACAAUCUGUGAGUGAGUACUUCACUCAUCUCAAUGGUAUUUGGGAAGAGCUCAACAACUAUAGGCCACCACCAUGUUGUUUAUGUGGUCUCUGUACAUGUAAAGCUCUCACUGCAGUUGGUGAAACUCAGCAAGCUGACUAUGUCUUCAAGUUCCUCAUGGGUCUCAAUGAGUCCUAUGAAAGCAUUCGAGGACAAAUCAUUCUGAUGAGCCCCAUUCCCUCACUUGAUAAAACUUUCUCUCUAAUAUUGCAAGAGGAAAGACAAAGACAAGCUCGAAUCAUGCUGCUUCCCUCUGCUGAAUCCUCAGCCUUAGCAGUGUUUCAAAACACAUCUUUCAAGAAGAAAGACAAACCAGAUCUUACAUGCAGUCAUUGUGGGAAAUCUGGCCAUCUUCGAGACAAGUGUUAUAGGUUGAUUGGAUUUCCUCCCAACUUCAAAUUCACCAAACUCAAGCAGGGACAGUUUCACAACCACCCUCCUCACUCAGCCAACCAAGUGUUCUCCACAAACUAG
Carya illinoinensis is the source of this 963-nucleotide messenger RNA. RefSeq lists its product as uncharacterized. The coding region runs from base 1 to 963 and encodes 320 amino acids. The transcript has a single exon. Gene Ontology annotation, molecular function: nucleic acid binding; zinc ion binding. Lineage: Eukaryota; Viridiplantae; Streptophyta; Magnoliopsida; Fagales; Juglandaceae. The record is from RefSeq and is a predicted model, not a curated record.